This is a messenger RNA of Pararge aegeria (speckled wood butterfly), 2693 nucleotides long. It is a transcript of the gene serpin-2, whose product is annotated as antichymotrypsin-2-like. Lineage: Eukaryota; Metazoa; Arthropoda; Insecta; Lepidoptera; Nymphalidae. The record is from RefSeq and is a predicted model, not a curated record. The transcript is spliced from 10 exons. The coding region runs from base 169 to 1353 and encodes 394 amino acids. Gene Ontology annotation, molecular function: serine-type endopeptidase inhibitor activity.
AAACUUUUCAAGUGUUAUUAUCCAUACGGAACAACAGAAGAAGUCUUUAGAUUGUACCUACUUUCAAGUUGGCAACUUUCAAUAGUUUUACACGAUACGAAUAAUAAUCACCGGUUAAUCUACAUACCUUAUCUAUUUUUGAUACCAAGAACAACUAAUCGCCCAUCAAUGUGGAUCCGCACUGCCUUCUGCAUUUCUGUUCUUUACGCGUCAGUUCAGACAGUGAGCUCAAACAUGGAUUCAAAGGCUCUCUCCUCGUCCAUUGCCCAGUUUUCAGCCAGAUUUUGUAAUGAACUAGACAAGACCAAGAAUGUGGUGUCCUCACCUUUAUCAGCAGAAUUCGUUUUGGCCCUUGUUGCUUUAGGAUCUGAGGGAGAUGCUCAUUCUGAACUUUUGACUGGACUCGGCAUUCCUGAUGAUGAUGCUAUUCGUUUUGCAUUUUCAACUGUAUCUCAAAAACUGAAAGCAGUAAAAGGUGUUACUCUAAAUGUUGCUAAUAAAGUUUAUGUAAAAGAGGGUGACUAUGAUUUGAACGAGCAGUUGAAGAAUGAUGCUAUUAAAGUUUUCGAUGCAGGUCUUGAGAAACUCAAUUUUGAUAAUGGGGCUGCUGCAGCUAAACUUAUCAACCAAUGGGUUGAAAGCAAAACCAAUAACAAAAUAAAGGAGCUUCUCACAUCAGACUGCCUCAAUGAGGAUACACGACUUGUGCUGGUUAACGCACUUUACUUUAAGGGGCAAUGGAGUAAACAAUUCGACCGCAACAACACUAGUGAUCAGCCUUUCUAUAUCAAUGAGGAAACCACUGUUGAUGUUCCCAUGAUGUAUAGAGAAGACGACUACUGGUAUGGGGAAAGUCAGGAAUUGGGAGUGCAGUUGCUCCGAAUCUCAUACGUCGGCAAUGAAGCCAGCAUGCUUAUACUUUUGCCUAACGAGAUCACCGGCUUGGACACGGUGCUAAAGAAGCUGGCCGAGGGCUACGACCUCUUGGCUGAACUGGACAAAAUGUAUAACACGAAGGUCCAAGUUAGCAUUCCUAAGUUCAAGAUUGAAACCGAAAUCGACCUCGGUGAAGUUCUGCCAAAGCUCGGCAUCAAAUCGAUCUUCAACCGUGGUAAUUCUGGACUAUCGAAGAUUCUUAACAAGCCGGAGGAGAUCUACGUGUCCAAGGCUGUACAGAAAGCCUUUAUUGAAGUCAACGAGGAAGGCGCCGAGGCCACAGCGGCUACGGGCAUGGUGAUGAUGAUGCGGUGCGCCCGGCCGCCUUCGCCGCUGUUCCAAGCCGAUCGGCCUUUCCUCUACGCGCUGCUUGAUGGCCAAACGGAGCUCUUCAUCGGCGUCUACCGCGCACCCUAAAGCGAAGGAGGCACCGAUAAUAUAUCCACACUGAUCACGAAGCACGUUUAAUAAAACACGCUAUAUUUAGUAUAUCUAUAUUUUUUUAUCGGGCAAGUGUUUGAUGUAAUUCUAAUUAUUUGAUUGAAGUAUAUACUAUUAAUAAAUUAUGAAAAUCAAAAAUUAAAUAUGGCUCACUUGCCUUAUUUAUAUUGCCUCAUUAUAUGCAACGUGCUGUCCACAAUAGCGGCUAACAUACUCACAAUCGAGCCGAUUCACCAACACGGCCAGCUAGCAAUUGGUGCUCCUCCGCUCAUAACGCUUGAGCAAAAUGCAAAAAAGUAAUAUAAAAAUCAUUAUUGAUUGUGUAUCAAUGCACAUUGAUAAUAUUUGCUGUAUUGGAUGAUUUGAUUCAUGCACUAACCUGCUACGUUCACUUAUUUUUAAAUAGCCCACUAAACAAAUAUUACGACCUCGCUUAUCCUCAUAAAAAAAACCUUUAACCAUAUUUUAUUUUUAUGGUUACCUACCUAAAGUUAUAUAAUUGUUACCGCAACUUAUGAUCAUUUUUAACACUUGUGGAUUCGCUAAGUCAUGACUGACUUUGCGUAAUUUAUUUCUCGUAACAAACUUACUAAAUAAACAUUUUUUUCUUUAUUGUAUUAAUUUUAUUAUAUUAUCAUACUGCUCGCAUAUAUUUACCACGACAAUAUUAAAUCGAUAGCUAACUGUUGAAAAUUAUAAUUAUUCAUAAAAUAUUUGUUCGUCCGUGUUCGUUCAGCGUUUCUUUUUUAAUAAUAUUUCUUGUAUAUUGUAACUUUAAUAUUAUUUUUGACCUCGCAUUAAACUACAGAGAUAGACAUAUCUAAACUACAAAAAAACAGCUAUUUGAUAAAAAAAUAGUACCUAGUAUAAAAAAUGGGUAUUCUCUUUUUUUAGCAUCAUAAUCAAUUUAAUUUACGCCCGGUUAUGUUUUUAAUUUUAUGCGCAUGGUUAUUUAAAAGCGAUAUAACUAGUAAUCAAAAUAAUGUAUCAUGUUACGGUCAAAUAAGCGAGCACAUUAAUUAAAUAUAAAAUAAUAAUGAAAGAAGCCAUUUUAACUUAAUAAUGGCUUCUUAUUAAAAUGUUUGCGAACAAGACAUUGUUUUGCGAGAACAACUUUAGAAUUCGUUCUUAAAGAAUCACCAAAUGUUCAAAAACUAUAAUUUUAACGAGAUUCUGUUGAUGCCCAUCGUUCAUUAAAGAACUCUUGGUUGACCAGAGCAUGGGAUAGUGCAAGAAUCAUCUUAAUAAUAACAAAUUGUGUUUAUCUGUAUAUUAUAAGUAUUUAUGUAUAUUACUUAUAAAAAAUAUUCAUCAGU